UGUAGAUGAUCCUCCCGGUCGUGAGGUGGCAGCAACGUUUCCAUGUGACAUAAGCGGUAUUCUUUCACAUUCGGAAGAAGCGGAUCUGAGUUUCCCAGAUUGUGCUUACCGGCUGUACUUGUGUUGAAGGUCGAGAACUCAAAAGGGAUUUCACGAUGUCUCUGGCCAAGCCUGUGAUGCGAGGACUUCUUGCAAAGCGGUUGAGGCUCCAUCUGCCAAUUGCUUUUGCUGUGGCUCUGACUAUAGCUGUAGGCGUUAAGUAUGGAAUCACAGAACCCAGGAAAUGGGCAUAUGCUGAAUUCUACAAGAACUAUGAUGCCAAUAAAGAGUUCAACAGCAUGAGGGAAGCUGGCAUUUUUGAGAGUGUCAGGCCCUCUGGCAAAUAAACUUCUGUCUGCCCUUGCUAGUCUGAGCCUCUGCCAGCUCUAUAAUGGUGUGAUGUUGAAGAUUUUGACAUUGUUUUCCCAAUAAAUCUAAUAAACAUUCUACUGUAAUGUA
Brienomyrus brachyistius is the source of this 498-nucleotide messenger RNA. RefSeq names its product cytochrome c oxidase subunit 6C-1. The record is from RefSeq and is a predicted model, not a curated record. Lineage: Eukaryota; Metazoa; Chordata; Actinopteri; Osteoglossiformes; Mormyridae. Gene Ontology annotation, biological process: mitochondrial electron transport, cytochrome c to oxygen. The transcript has 4 exons. Bases 156 to 386 code for a protein of 76 amino acids.